This is a messenger RNA of Thyridium curvatum, 2544 nucleotides long. RefSeq lists its product as uncharacterized. Lineage: Eukaryota; Fungi; Ascomycota; Sordariomycetes; Thyridiales; Thyridiaceae. The coding region runs from base 1 to 2544 and encodes 847 amino acids. Gene Ontology annotation, molecular function: protein binding. The transcript has a single exon. The record is from RefSeq and is a predicted model, not a curated record.
AUGAGUUGUCCAAGACCUUGGCAGUCAGCCAUCCUCUACUUCUCGCUGUUUUCCAGCAGUCCCUCAAGCUUCCCCAAAUUCGAGUGCGUGACUCUCAAGGAUUUCGAGGAGAGUUUCGAAAGAUCACCCAUUACGCACGCGAUUACUUCAGUUGCAAACGCGAAAAUCCUUUCAGAAGACCAGCUUGUUAAAGUCAUCGAGAGGAUGCUGUCCCUGGGUGCUGAUCCGAAUUAUGUACUCGAAGACUUUAAUGAAGAAGAAACACCAGUGAAUAUGGCGAUUCGGCACGGGUAUUGGAAGAUUACCGAGCUCCUCCUAGAUUGUGGUGCUGCGACUGAUACAUGGCCGUGGGAAGAUAUACAGACAAGCCAACAAUCAAAGGUGCCGAUACAUAUUUUCGAAAGACUAUACCGGCAAGGAUUCUUCACACUAAGUCACGCAAUACUCUCUCAGCAACCGCCGGAAUUUCUUAAGCGCAUGCUCAGUCUCGAUACUUCAUAUGAAUGGGACUGUGCUCAGCGAGGAGAUUCGCCUCUGGUGACGAUUGUGUCAAAUGAAAGCUUUGAGUAUCUUGAACUCAUUUUGGAGGCUAGACCUUCGAUGUAUGAUUGUCGGGCCUUGAUGAUAGCUGUUCUUAAGAUCUCCGCUACACGAGGAUGCCUUGGCAGUUCCAGACUCGUCGAAUGCCUCCUACAGCGCCGACCAUCCCGCACUGAGAUCUGUGCCAACGAGGGCACCGCUCUUAUUUUUGCACUAUGUGGAGGACUUGGAGAGCUGGUCAACCACAUGGCGGAAGUUGGGCUCUAUCUAAGCGGGAAUCUGAGAACGAGACGUCUGAUUGAAGUGUUCAAGACCUUUGAGGAAUUCGCACAUAUUUUUACUGAAUACCCGUCUCCAUUCAGCUAUUCUUGUGAAGGGGCCGCUGUGCAAGAUGGGCUUGAUUGGCUUCUACUUUUUGCCUCGUCCGAGGCAGUUCAGUCUGCUUUGGAUCAAGGUCUCAAGCCCUUUGGGAAGCAUUUGAUGAUUGCAGCUGAAUACGGAAGGUCGGAUUUGCUCGAGACUCUGAUUGAACAUGGAGUGGACCGAAGGGAGUUGGAUGAACAAGGGUGUCUUCAACGCGCCUGUGAGCAUGGCAAUCUGGAGACAAUGAAGAGACUUCUUGACCUAGGAGUGAAAGUCAACGGCAACAUGACAAAGACCAAGCUAUACACUCCUUAUUGGGUUCACCGAACACCCUUCCAGACAGCCGUUGAGCAAGGUAGCGUUGCCAUGGUCGAGAUUCUGAUCGAGCAUGGAGCCAAUGUCGAUGAGCCGGCAGGCAAGGUUAGGGGUGCAACAGCGCUUCAGCUUGCGGCAGGCGCCGGCAGACUUGCCCUCGUUAGACGAUUGAAAGAUCUGGGAGCAGACCUCAAUGCUCCCGCGAGUCCAGUACAUGGGAGAACAGCGUUGGAGGCAGCUGCUGAACACGGGAGACUCACAACCGUUCAGUUUCUUCUGUCUUCAGGUGUUUCUACGGAGAACCAGCACCGGCGACAGUAUAUUCGAGCAGUCAAGUUUGCGGCCGCUGAAGGCCAUUCUGUCAUUGAAGCGAUAUUGAGAGAACACUGCCAACCGUGGGAUGACGAGGACUGGCGAAUUUACAUUGCUGAAACGCUUUCCGACGCAGCUGACGAAACCGAUCAAGCUGACGAUACAUCGUGGGCCUCAACGGAAGACGAAUCUGAUGAUGGACAAUCCAAUGAUGAUGGGAUCGAAUUAUCGGAGCCAGACAUUGUUAUUCAAGCUCCACAGCUCUUCCCAAUGAAUUCGGUCUACCCAUCCAGCGACAGGGGAGGGACCGAGGGCGCCGGUGGCACUUUUCAGAUCAGAGAAAGCAACAUGGCUCUUCCUGAUUUCAUGAACAACUUUGGGGUUGAUGGUAUUGAUCAAACUGGAUCCUUGGCACACCUGGAUAUGGUUGAUUGGGUCGAUGAAACAACCCAGCACUAUGAUAUCUACAGAUCCCCUGGGGUUGAACCCGAAUUGAGCAUCAUCCCGUUCUUCAGCAACGGCCCGCACAAUGUGACGGCUGAGCUCAGCAAUCAAUUCCAUCAAGGCACAGCUCUUGGUAUCGAUGGAGAAGCGCGACAAGAUUCUGCAUCAAACCUCACCGUCUCCGGGCCAGACCUCGAUGUUGUUUGCGCCAAAGACUCCUCUGCCGUUGACACCACGGUACAACAUGAUUACAUUUGGCAACUUAACCCGGACAUCCUAGUGCCCCCUAGCAAUAUCGCGGCUUCUGGCUCUGGGAUUGCACUUGAUUCAUGCUGGCUAGAUCCGGAUGCGGCCUUCGCUGAGGACCCAUUCGCUGUUGAUACGGUGGCAUUCUAUAAUUCCUUUUCGCAACCCACCCCGGAUAUCCCUAUGUCUCUUUCAAACAUCGCGGCUUCCGGCUCUGGAAGUGCAAACAAUUCGCGCUGUAGAAUAUGCGGUAAUGUCCUGGAACAGUGUUUCUGUUUGAGCCUCCCAUACAUGGAUGGAAUGGAUAUGGACGAUGAGCUUUAG